Molecule: messenger RNA, 255 nt
Organism: Choloepus didactylus (southern two-toed sloth)
Lineage: Eukaryota; Metazoa; Chordata; Mammalia; Pilosa; Megalonychidae
Product: mitotic-spindle organizing protein 1-like
Exons: 1
Coding region: 1-255 (84 amino acids)
Biological process (GO): microtubule nucleation by interphase microtubule organizing center; gamma-tubulin complex localization; mitotic spindle assembly
Cellular component (GO): spindle; centrosome; interphase microtubule organizing center
Source: RefSeq, a predicted model, not a curated record
AUGGCGAAUAGUGGCGGCACCGGGGCGGCGGCUGCGGGGGCAGCCUCGGCAGCGAAUCUGAAUGCUGUUAGGGAGACCAUGGACGUUCUGCUUGAGAUUUCAAGAAUUUUGAAUACUGGCUUAGACAUGGAAACUCUGUCUAUUUGUGUACGGCUUUGUGAACAAGGAAUUAACCCAGAAGCUUUAUUAUCAGUUAUUAAGGAACUUCGCAAGGCCUCCGAAGCACUAAAGGCUGCUGAAAACAUGACAAGUUGA